AUACUGCACGAUGGUGAUAUAUAUCCCUACAUCGAUGGUUCUAUGUUUAUUCUAACGCAUUACUUUAGCACCGUUUCCAUUGGAUGCUUCUGUAUUUUUCCGCCGAUGGUGAUAUCAUACAGAAUAUCAGCCACACUUGCCACUGAAUUACAGUUUGUCCUAUUUAGCCAUCUAACCACAAGGCAGUGGCAGAAAACAGUCGUCUCGUUCAGAGAGAGAGCGAGAGAGCUGUGAAAUGGGCAUAUAAACCUGUAUCAAGCAUAUUAUCUAAAUUGACAUUUAAAUACAUCGGAAUGGCUUGUAAUCCAUUACCAAAAAUCCACCCCACUAAACAGUAAUUUAAUUACCGGUAUCGUAAUUUGACCGUAAUUAAAACCUCGAGCCUGUGGAGAUGGGAUUCCUCCACCAGCUACAUCUUCUGUUGUGGAAGAAUGUGUCUUUGAAGAGAAGAGGACCGUGGGUGUUGGCCUUUGAGAUCUUCAUCCCCCUGGUCCUUUUCUUCAUCCUGCUGGGCCUGCGCCAGAAGAAACCUGCCAUCCCUGUCAAGGAAGCCUUCUACAGCGCAGCACCCCUCACCUCAGCAGGCAUCAUCCCCAUCAUGCAGUCUCUGUGUCCCGACGGCCAGAGGGACGAGUUUGGCUUCCUGCAGUACAAGAACUCCACUGUGACCCAGUUGUUGGAGCGGAUCAGUGAUGUGGUGUUACAGAACCACCUGCUCACAGCAGACAGGCCAGGACUGGGCCAGGAGCUGGAGUCCCUGCAACAACACCUGGAGAGACUCAGCACGCCCACAGGGCCAUCCCCGCUGGACAACGGCUUCAACACCAGCCAAGGGUUCACCGUGGCCAGUAUGUUGAAGAACCAGUCUGUGUUCCGUCAGUUUCUGGUCAGGAAUCUGUCUCUCCCCAAUAACACGGCCAGCCUUCUGCUCUCCACUCCUGUCAACCUCAAAGAGGUCUUCAACAUGAUAUUUGGCCUGUACCCCAGAGCUGGAGGGGGGAGUAGUCAUGCUUCAGGCGGGGCAAAAGAGACCGCACAAACCCCUGCAGAGAAGAGCCUUCAACUGGAAGAGAAGCUUCUGGGAGCCAUGCAUCGUCUGGACGGAGGACUGAUCCACAAAGCUUUACGAGACCCAACCAAAGCAGCCCAUCGGCAGGGCCUACUCAGACUCAUGUCUCAGGCAUUAGGCCUAGCAGAAGGAGAGGCAGGCCAGAGAUACGAUCCCCAGGGACUGAAGGAGAUGGAGGGUGUUCUCCUGACUGGUGCCAUGUUGGAAAUGCUUACUUGUGGGGAGAAUGGGACUGGUGAGCUGAGCAAGAUCCUAUUGGUUCCUGAGAAGCAGCAGUCCAUGCUCCAGGCCUAUCGCAGCACAGUGUGUGGUGGCGGGGAGGGACAGAGGACUGAGCGCUUUGGAGAGAUGAGCCAGGAGCUGAGAGACCAGAUAGACACAGAGAGCCUCGUUGACAAGCUGCGUCUGGAGAAGGUCAACUUCUCGGCUCCUCUGUCCCAGUCCCACCUGGGUGCUCUGCUGAAAGACCUGGCUGACGUGGAGAGACUCUUCAGGGACGUAGACCUGCUGUCAGGCCUGGCUCGCCUGCUCCCUAAGGGGGCCUGUGCUGGGGGUCAUACGGCCCCUGGGGCCCCCGCCAACACCACCACCUCCUGGGCCCGCAACGCCACUACCUGGGGGCCCAACACCACUGAGACCCCUGGGGAGGAGGGAGGAGAGGAGGAGGGUGGAGGACGAGAGAAAGAGAAAGGGAAAGAGAAUCCUCAUUCACAGUUUUCUGCUUUUGUACAGCUGUGGGCAGGGCUGCAGCCUAUUCUGUGUGGGAACGAUAGGAUCAUUGAGCCUGAAGCGUUGAAGCAGGGGAAUAUGAGCUCUCUGGGUUUCACCAGUAAAGAGCAGCGCAAUCUGGGUUUACUCGUGCAUCUGAUGACUACAAAUCCCAAGAUCCUCUACUCUCCCGUUGGCUCACAGGUGGACAAAGUCAUUCAGAAGGCAAAUGAGACAUUUGCGUUUGUGGGGAACGUGACUCACUACGCCAGGGUGUGGCUCAACAUCUCUGCCCAGCUCAGGACCUACCUAGAGGAGGGCAAACUGCACCACCAGCUGGCCUGGCUGCAGCUGUUGACCUCUAACCUGCGUAGUCACCCGGAGCUGCUGAAUGGGACAGACAGUGACCUGUUGCGUGGACUGCUGGAUGGCAACUACACCCUGUCCAACACCUCCACCCUGCUGGAGCAGCUGGACACCAUUGACAACGCAGCCUGCGGCUGGACACACUUCAUGUCCAAGGUCAGUGUGGAUAUCUUCAAGGGUUUCCCUGAUGAAGACAGCAUCGUCAACUAUACCCUGAACCAAGCCUACCACCAUAACAUCUCAGUAUUUGCCAGUGUGAUAUUCCAGACCAACAGAGAUGGCUCCCUGCCUCCACAUGUCCUCUAUAAGAUCAGACAGAACUCCAGCUUCACAGAGAAAACCAACGAGAUCCGCCGGGCCUACUGGCGCCCGGGGCCCAACACAGGGGGAAAGUUCUACUUUCUCUACGGCUUUGUGUGGAUCCAGGAUAUGAUAGAGAGAGCCAUCAUUAACACGUUUGUGGGUCAUGACGUGGUGGAGCCUGGGAACUAUGUUCAGAUGUUCCCCUACCCCUGCUACACCAGAGACGACUUCCUGUUUGUGAUCGAGCACAUGAUGCCUCUGUGCAUGGUGAUCUCCUGGGUGUACUCUGUAGCCAUGAUGAUCCAACACAUUGUGGCUGAGAAGGAGCACCGGCUCAAAGAGGUGAUGAAGAUGAUGGGCCUGAACAAUGCGGUCCACUGGGUGGCCUGGUUCAUCACUGGCUUCGUCCAGCUGUCCAUCUCAGUGACCGCCCUGACGGCCAUCUUGAAGUAUGGCAGAGUGCUCCUCCACAGUGACAUCCUCAUCAUCUGGCUCUUCCUGUCCAUCUACGCCAUCGCAACGAUCAUGUUCUGUUUCCUGGUGUCAGUGAUCUACUCCAAGGCCAAGCUGGCGUCUGCCUGUGGGGGGAUAAUCUACUUCCUAAGCUACGUCCCCUACAUGUACGUGGCCAUCAGGGAGGAGGUGGCCCAUGACAAGAUCACCGCCUUUGAAAAGUGCAUUGCUUCUCUGAUGUCGACCACAGCGUUCGGCCUGGGCUCUAAGUACUUUGCCCUGUAUGAGGUGUCAGGAGUUGGCAUCCAGUGGCGCACCAUCAACCAGUCGCCUGUAGAGGGCGAUGACUUUAACCUUGGUCUGUCCAUGAUGAUGCUCAUAAUCGAUGCCAGUGUGUAUGGAGUUCUCACCUGGUACAUAGAAGCUGUGCAUCCAGGGAUGUAUGGGCUGCCCCGGCCGUGGUACUUCCCCCUGCAGAAGUCCUAUUGGCUGGGCAGUGGGCGUGUGGAGACGUGGGAGUGGCCUUGGGGAGGAGCAGCCAGGCUGAGUGUCAUGGAAGAGGACCAGGCAUGUGCCAUGGAACACCGGCGAUCUGAGGAGAUGCGUGGUAUGGAAGAGGAGCCCAGCCACCUGCCCCUGGUGGUGUGUAUAGACAAGUUGACCAAGGUGUACAAGACGGGCAAUAAGCUGGCCCUCAACAAGCUGAGCCUCAACCUUCAUGAGAACCAGGUGGUCUCCUUCCUGGGUCACAAUGGAGCCGGCAAGACAACCACCAUGUCUAUUCUGACAGGUCUGUUCCCGCCCACCUCGGGCUCAGCCACCAUCUACGGCCAUGACAUCCGUACUGACAUGGAGCGUAUCAGGCAGAAUCUGGGCAUGUGUCCCCAGCACAACGUGCUCUUUGACAAGCUCAGUGUGGAGGAGCACCUGUGGUUCUACUCCAAACUCAAAGGCAUGGCCGAGGAGGACAUCCGCAAGGAGAUGGACAAGAUGAUCGAGGAUCUGGAGCUGAAUAAUAAACGCCACAGCCUGGUCCAGACUCUGUCUGGAGGAAUGAAACGGAAACUGUCUGUAGCCAUAGCGUUUGUGGGCGGCUCCCGGGCAGUCAUCCUGGAUGAGCCCACGGCGGGUGUCGACCCUUACGCACGCAGAGCCAUCUGGGACCUCAUCCUCAAGUACAAACAGGGCCGCACCAUCCUGCUGUCCACCCACCACAUGGAUGAGGCUGACCUGUUAGGAGACCGCAUAGCCAUCAUCUCCCAUGGGAAACUCAAGUGCUGCGGCUCCCCACUCUUUCUCAAGAGCACCUACGGAGACGGCUACAAACUCACCCUGGUCAAGAAACAGAGUGAGAGCGGCGACCAGGUCACCCAGCCUCCAUUCUUCCUGUCUCCCUGCUCCUCCUCCUCCCUGUCUCCCUCCUCCUCCCUGUCCCCCUCCUCCCUGUCUCCCUGCUCGGAGGCCCGGGUCACCAAGUUCAUCCGUCAGUUCGUGGGGUCCUGUCUGCUGGUGUCUGACUCCAACACUGAGCUGUCCUAUGUGCUGCCUUCGGAGGCUGUCAAGAAGGGCUGCUUCGAGAGGCUCUUUCAGGCGUUAGAGCAGAGUCUGGACCUCCUGGCUCUGACCAGCUUCGGGGUGAUGGACACCACUCUGGAGGAGGUCUUCCUCAAGGUGUCAGAGGAGGACCAGUCCCUGGAGAACAGUGAUGCUGACAUGAAGGAUUCCCCGGGCGGUAGCUCAGUGGGGAAGCCUGCUGCUGCGGUGGUGGAUCUGGGGGUCCCUGGGCCGCAGGUAGGGAUGAGCUCAGUGUGCUGAGACCUAGAGCUAAACUGCUCCAGGCUCAGCCAGAGUCAGUCGUCCCUGCGCUCAUCCUCCUCCCUGGGGUCCGUGCGGGGAGACGAGGGGGGGCUCUACACAGACUUCUAUGGAGACUACUGCCCCCUCUUCGACAACGGACAAGACCCUGACUCUACCAGCCUGACGGCGGAAGCGGAUGAGACCUCUGGCCCUGAGCAGCCUGUGGUCCUGGAGGACCAGGGCAGCAUCAAGCUGGAGGGUUGGUGGCUGAAGCUACGUCAAUUCCAUGGCCUCAUCGUGAAGAGGUUCCACUGUGCCAAGAGGAACACCAAGGGUCUUUUCUCUCAGAUCCUGCUGCCUGCAUUCUUCGUCUGUGUGGCCAUGACCGUAGCCCUGUCGGUGCCUUCCAUCGGAGAUCUGCCACCAUUAGUCUUGUCUCCAUCCCAGUACCACAACUACACCCAGCCUCGUGGCAACUUCAUCCCCUACGCCAACGAAGAUCGCCCACAGUACAGCAGUAAACUGUCCCCAGACGCCAGCCCUCAGAAGAUCGCCAACACGCUCCGUCUGCCUUCUGGCGUGGGCGCCACCUGCGUCCUCAAAACGCCCUUCAACAGCACCCUGGACCAGCUGGCACAGACGCUCAACCCCAGUGCCAACAACUCCAAAACCCUAGCUGCCCGCUACUUUGACUCCAUGUGUCUGGAUUCCUUCACCCAGGGAGUGCCCUUGUCCAACUUCGUACCCCCUCCCCCCUCGCCAGCCCCCUCAGAUGACCCCGACCCUCGUUUUGAGGAUAGACUGUGGAACUUCACCGCUACCACUCUUACCACUGUACGGGAAACAGUGACCUCUCCCCCCACCUUGCCUCUGUCUAUCCGGGAGCCGGUUCGUUGUAUCUGCUCCAUGCAGGGGACGGGCUUCUCCUGCCCCAGUGGGGUCGGGGGGCGGCCGCCCCUUAUGAAGGUGGUCACUGGGGACAUUCUGGUGGACAUCACCGGGCGCAACGUGUCAGAGUACCUCCUCUACACCUCUGACAGACUGCGCCUGCACAGAUAUGGAGGACUCACUGUAGGCAACAUACAGAAAUCAGUCCCAGCAUCCUUUGGGAAAAAUAAUCCGCCCAUGGUUCGCAAAAUAGCCGUGCGCAGAUCAGCUCAGGUGCUGUACAAUAAUAAAGGGUACCACAGCAUGCCAACCUAUCUCAAUGUCCUCAACAACGCCAUCCUGCGUGCCAACCUGCCUCCAGGCAAAGGCAACCCUGCUGCAUACGGAAUCACCCUGACCAACCACCCUAUGAACCGUACCAGUGCAAGGCUCUCUUUGGACUACCUGCUCCAGGGCACUGAUGUGGUGAUAGCCAUCUUCAUCAUCGUGGCCAUGUCCUUUGUACCAGCCAGCUUUGUGGUCUUCCUAGUGGCAGAAAAGUCUACCAAGGCGAAGCACCUGCAGUUUGUCUCUGGAUGUGACCCAGUCAUCUACUGGCUGGCCAACUACGUAUGGGACAUGCUGAACUACCUGGUGCCUGCAACGUGCUGUGUCCUUAUCCUGUUUGUCUUUGACCUUCCUGCGUACACAUCCCCAACCAACUUCCCCGCGGUCCUCUCUCUCUUCCUCCUCUACGGGUGGUCUAUAACUCCUGUCAUGUACCCUGCCUCCUUCUGGUUCGAGGUGCCCAGCACGGCCUAUGUGUUCCUCAUAGUCAUCAACCUCUUCAUAGGAAUCACUGCCACUGUAGCCACCUUCCUGCUGCAGCUCUUUGAACAUGACAAGGAUCUGAAACUGGUGAACAGCUACCUAAAGUCCUGUUUCCUUAUCUUCCCAAAUUACAACCUGGGUCACGGCCUGAUGGAAAUGGCCUACAACGAAUACAUCAAUGAGUACUAUGCUAAAAUAGGUCAGUUUGACAAGAUCAAGUCUCCAUUUGAGUGGGAUAUUGUGACUCGAGGGCUGGUUGCCAUGACAAUCGAGGGCUUUGUAGGCUUCUUCAUAACCAUCCUGUGCCAGUACAACUUCCUCAGGAAACCCUCGAGAGUACCAGUCAGCAGCCAGCCCAUAGAGGACGAUGAUGAGGAUGUGGCCUCUGAGAGAAGGAGAGUACUGAGAGGAGAAGCUGACAACGACAUGCUGAAGAUUGACAACCUCACCAAGGUGUACAAAUCGAGGAAGAUGGGGCGUAUCUUGGCUGUGGACCGGCUAUGUUUGGGCGUGCGUCCUGGGGAGUGUUUCGGCCUCCUGGGUGUGAACGGAGCAGGGAAGACCACCACCUUCAAGAUGCUGACUGGAGACGAGAGCACCACGGGAGGAGAGGCCUUCAUAGGGGGGAGCAGUAUCCUGAAGGAGCUGUUGAGGGUGCAGCAGAGCAUUGGCUACUGUCCUCAGUUUGACGCCCUGUUUGAAGACCUGACAGCCAGAGAGCACCUGGAGCUGUACACACGGCUCCGGGGCAUCCCCUGGAAGGACGAGGAAAGGGUGGUCUCAUGGGCCCUGGAGAAACUGGAGCUGUCCAAGUAUGCAGACAUGCCCGCUGGCACCUACAGUGGGGGAAACAAGCGCAAGCUGUCCACUGCCAUCGCCCUCAUCGGAUACCCCUCUCUCGUAUUCCUGGAUGAACCCACUACAGGGAUGGAUCCUAAGGCCCGCAGAUUCCUCUGGAACCUCAUCCUCGACAUCCUCAAGACGGGACGCUCUGUGGUGCUGACAUCACACAGUAUGGAGGAGUGUGAGGCUCUGUGCACCAGACUGGGCAUCAUGGUCAACGGCAGGUUCAAAUGCCUGGGGAGCAUCCAGCACCUCAAGAACAGGUUUGGUGAUGGUUAUAUGAUCACAGUCCGGACCAAGACCAGUUCCAGUGUGAAGGAGGUGGUGAGAUUCUUCAACAGGAAUUUCCCUGAGGCUGUACUAAAGGAGAGCCACCACACUAAGGUCCAGUUCCAGCUGAAGUCAGAGAGGAUCUCCCUGGCCCAGGUGUUCAGUAAGAUGGAGCAGGUGGUCGAGGUGCUGGGAAUAGACGACUACUCUGUCAGCCAGACCACACUGGACAACGUAUUUGUGAACUUUGCAAAGAAGCAGAGUGACAACCUGGAGCAGCAGGAGAGUUCGCCCCCUGGUGGAGGCCAGUCGCCACUGCAGCGCCUGCUAACCCUGCUCAGACCCCGGCUGGCCAACACGGAGCUCGACGCCCUGGUCAGCGAAGAACCGGAGGAACUAGAGAGUGAUGAUGAUGAGGGCCUCAUCAGCUUCGAGGAGGAGAGGGUGCAGCUCUCCUUUAACACAGAUACACUCUGUUGAACUGUGGAAGCUCAGAGAGCCUGGACAGACAAAGUGGGAGGAGGAACCUCAGAGAGGGGGUGUGAUUGGACAGACAAAGUGUAAGGAGGAAAUUCAUAGGGGGCAUGUCUAUAGACAAAUAUGGGAUGAGGAAAUAACAUGAACUAGUCAGACAGAGGAAGAUAAUGUACCUGUUCAUUUUGGAUUGGAAGACAACCGUCUCCAUCUACCCAGGGGAAAGUAAGAUAAGUGUUAUUUUUAUCCUCAAACACCUAACAGUGACAGAGACUGAGGAAUGGGACUCAGAGAAUGAGAUGCAGUGGAACAGAGAAGAGAAUGACAGAGAAAUGAAGCGAGCCUCUCAAAGCUGUCACAUAGUCAUCGGCCAUAGUUAAAGCCUGAAGUGUCCAUAAGACAAGGCCCCUGUCAUCAUGGGAAGCAUACUGAUACAGUGAGAAAGCUUGUAUUUUAAUAGAGAUAUGUUGUUAUAGGAAUGUCUAUAUGUAUUUAUUUUUGAGAAUGUAUUGAUAAAUGGGAACACUGAAAACCAAUGGGGUCUGUCUAGUAAGGACUAAAAUCACAAGGCUUGAUGUGGUAUUCAUGUUGCCUUCGCUAGUAGGUUGGCUUCAUUCAAUGUUGAUGAUGUCAGAAAAUAACAUAUCAUUGCUUCUGAUAUGACCACCUUACUGAGUUUAAUAUUUCCUCAGUUGUUUGACGCAGUGAAUUAGUGGUUCAUCGUUGGUCAAAUGUGUUCUGUCCCUGCCAAAGUACAAGUCUGUAUCCUUAAUGACACCCUAUUCUCUAUAUAGUGCACUACUUUUGAUUAGGGCCCCAUAAGGCUCUGUUCAAAACAAGUGCAUUAUGUACUGAAGGGAAUAGGGUGCUAAGGGUCCUGGUACAAAGUAAUGCACUAUAUAGGAUGUAGGGUGCCAUUUGGGACACACCCCCAGUGUUCCUGUUCAACCAGAGAUGAUGCCCCCCCCCUUUAUGUUUUGACCUGCCUUGAGAGCAUGCUGUCAUGAAACCAGUCAAACCAGUGUUGUGUCAUACAUAUACAGUAUAUACAAUACCUAUAUUUUUCUGUGCAAGAAGAAAGAUGUAUUUUAGAUAUUGAAAUGUAUAUGGGACAGAUGUGUGAUCUGUGAUCGAUUUGGCAAUAAUGGUUUAUAGAGGGAAGUAAAAUGACCUUUGGAAAAAGCGGCAAGUUUUGACAUGAGUCCUGAAUUGUUGGCCUUUUAUUUGAAAUCGCUUUAUUAGAUGAAUUGAGUCACACUACAUGUCCUGUUUUAAGAGAAUGCCUCUACUUGUUGAUACUGAAGGUGCCUCGUUAACCUCAAGCCUCUUCAUUUGGACAGGGGACACUAGAUUUUUGUCUCGUCAUGAUAAAUAGAGCACUUUCUACUGAAUGCUUUAUUUUGUGCUUCUACAAUUCAUAAUGAUUUGGAUUCUUUCAAGAAGAUCACAUUUUGGACACAAUGUAAUAAUGUAGUUAUCCUCAAGAUCAUUGAAGUUAUUGAAAACCGUGAAAAUAACUUAAUAAUAACUCUCUCAUGUAAUAAAUAAGGUCACGUGCAAGAUCUACAAUAACAAGCAUACACUACUGCACUACUAUCACUGUGAGACAAAGACGUUGAACUUUCAGAUCAUUGUUUAGUUUGAACUUAAAUGGAUUGUAUGCUUUAAAGGCAGUUGGCUUACCGUACAUAUCUUUUGGAAGUUGGAGCACAUUUGAAGAACAGCCGCACCACAUCAUUAGUGAAGGGAAAGGUUUAUGUUAUUCAAUAGUAUGUUGGCAUGUGAUUUGAACUGGAUAUUUUCAUGGAGUGUUUGUGUUGUGAAGAGCCAGUUGUAAUAUAUCGUUAUUCUUCUCAGAGGACACUUCAUUUCUUUCACGGACUAAUUCAACGUAAUUGAACAUAUGUUUUGGUGAUUUCUUAAUGUGAGACCUACUUGGACGUAUUUGCUCAUUUUCCUUGACUGUGGUGGGUUUGUUAUCCUUUUACUAAUAAGUAGAGGAAACAGACUGUUGUAGUUAGUUUUCAUCAGAAUGUAAAGUAGGUUAAAUGUUUUACUGAAGUCCAGGAAAUAAUAUGAGAACAAGAAACAAUGCCUGUUUUUGAGAUGUGUUAAGUAAUGCUAUCUGUAUAUGUUUAUGUUUAUGUAUAUGUUAUGUAUCUGAAAAUCAGGAAGGAAAGAUGUAUUGAGCUUGAAACAAACGUGUGUCCUUUAACUCAGACUGAAUGAUGACCGUGAUGCUCUACUUUAACUAGAGUUCUGUGACCUCAAAAGCAACAUCAAUGUGAUUUAGGCCCAUUUUGGAUAAUUUCUGUUGCCACCCAAUGUAUCUCUGAAUACUUGUAAGAUCAAGGUAUUUGAAGUUUUCCCUGAGCAAAGCUUGACUUUUUUUAAAAGAGCAUCAUUUAGGAUACUUUCACUUUCCCUUCAGCGCAGAAUUCUCUACAGAAAUGUAUCUGGGGUAAAACUAUUUAACACUGAUGUUUUUUUGACACCAGCAAAUAUGAGAGUUAGGUGCAAUUCUACAUGGUUUCAAAUACCGUAUACUAUGGGAUGGAAAAAAUGAUUCAGUCAAUCUAGUGAAUUACUCAGCUUUGCUCUAAAGCUGAAUGCUUUGGAAUUUAUCCAGGCAGUGUAUUGUGUGUGUGCAUAUGAAUAUAGAUAUAUAUUUAUACGUUGUGAAAAUAUGUCAGUUGACAUUAUUCUGUUGUAAAGCAUCUGUCCAGGUUGUUCUCGUGUUAUUUUUGGACUUAAUGUAACAUCUGGUCUUGUUCCUGAUUUUACUGUUGUUUCUGUACUCUGUGCUUCACGUUUGGUGAUCUGGAUUUUCAAAAUCAGGUAUCAGUUGGGUACUUUCUAUGGUUUCGUUCCUAAAUUGAAUUACGGUGUUCUAGCUAUGCCUUGAAAACGUUAGGUAUUUGGACCAAAUCAUUUACAUGCACUUUGAAAGCUUGCAUUCAUUUGGCUUACAAUAAAGAUAUGAGAAUAGGAGUGUGAUAUAUCCAUUUCAUUUGAUGAUGUCCUGAGGAGUUUUUACUGACAUUAUUCAACAGAAAAAUGCAGUGAUUUACAGAGGCUCUUUAUCCAUAUAUAUAAAACUUCAUGACUACCAUUUUGGAUCGUGUUCGAUCUAAUUAAACCUUGCUACCCAACACAUCCCUGUGCAUACUAGAUGAAGGCCAUUGAAGUUUUCAAUGAGCAAAGAUUGGUUUAAAAAAAUUAAAUUGAGGAUUUUCUUAGAGCUCGAUUGAGUCCUUAGCUCUGAAAAUCUGAGUUGAGUGAUUUACAUUUAAAGGCAAUGUUCCCACGUUAGUGGAGACUGGAUUCGGUCUGCAUGUCGGCUCGAUUGGAAGUGAUCCUUAAAUGUUAACGGUAGUGAUUGAAUCGGACCCUAAGUUUUAUUUUCAGUGCAGAUCAUACUGUACAAAAGUAUCUGGAGAAAAAACUAUUAAACACAUGUUUUUUAAAGACAACAGCAAAUAUCAGUUAACCUAACUUAGUUAGGUGCAAAUACUGUACACUAUGAGAUGAAAAUACAUCAAUCAUUCUAGUGAAUACUCAGCUUUCAUCUGUAGCAAAAUGCUUUGGAAUUUAUCCAGGCAGUAUGUGUGCAUAUGAAUAUAAAUGUAUAUUCAUAUUUUAUGAAAAUGUGUCUUGACAUUAUUCUGUUGUAAAGCAUCUGUUCAUAUUGCGUUACAUUGGGUCUUAAAGUAACAUCUGGUCUUGUUCCUGAUUCUAAUGGUGUUUCUGUACUCUGUGCUUCACGUUUGGUGAUCUGGGUUUUUAAACAAAAUAAAUAAAUCAGGUACCAUCA
This is a messenger RNA of Oncorhynchus gorbuscha (pink salmon), 11795 nucleotides long. Its product is annotated as ATP-binding cassette sub-family A member 2-like. Gene Ontology annotation, cellular component: intracellular membrane-bounded organelle; membrane. The record is from RefSeq and is a predicted model, not a curated record. Lineage: Eukaryota; Metazoa; Chordata; Actinopteri; Salmoniformes; Salmonidae. The transcript has 50 exons. Gene Ontology annotation, molecular function: ATP binding; lipid carrier activity; ABC-type transporter activity. Gene Ontology annotation, biological process: transmembrane transport; lipid transport.